AUGAUACGAAAAGUUAUUAGUCAGUUACAAGAGAUCCAAGGGCAAGUGAGGGAGGUUAUCGAGUUACAUGGAUCAGACUUAUCUUCCAGUUCAAAUCACCAUCAAAAUACAACCUUAGAUCAGCACCUAAGGACAUCAAGUCUUGGUCCAAGAGAAGUGUAUGGAAGAGUUGCAGAAAAGAACUCCAUUGUAAGGAUGAUAACAAGAGAAAAAUCUGAUGGUGUAGUUGUUCUGCCUAUUGUAGGCAUUGCAGGUGUUGGCAAAACAACUCUUGCUCAACUUGUAUACAAUGAUCCAUAUUUGGAUGAUCAUUUUGACCAAAGGAUAUGGGUUUGGGUGUCUCGCAAUUUUGAUGAAGUGAGACUAACAAGGGAGAUUUUGAACUCUGUUUAUCAAGAAAGGCAUGAAGAUAUAAAAUGUUUUGCGAAGCUUCAGGAGAUCUUGAAGCAUCAGGCCGACUCACAGCGACUUUUAAUCAUUUUAGAUGAUGUCUGGGAUGACAUGAACGAUAAUAUCCAACACCAUAAAAUGUUGGCUCCUCUGGUAUCAAGUCAUGUGAAGGGUAAUGUGAUUCUAGUCACAACCAGAAGUAUGUCUGUUGCACAAAGCUUAGGCACCCUCAAGCCAGUCAAGUUAGGUGCUCUGGCAAAUGAUGACUUUUGGUUAUUGUUCAAAUCACACGCAUUUGGUUACGAGAACUGUCAGAAGCAUCAAAGUUUAAGUAUCAUCGGGCGGCAAAUAGCCGAGAAGUUAAAGGGCAACCCAUUAGCAGCUGUAUCUACAGGAGAACUAUUACGGAAGAAACUUAACACCGAUUAUUGGAGAAUCGUUCUAAAGAACGAAGAGUGGAAAUACAUGCAUCACAAUAGAGGGAUCAUGGCUGCUUUGAAGCUUAGCUAUGAUCAACUUCCGUACCAUUUACAACGGUGUUUCUCAUAUUGCUCCAUAUUCCCUGACAGUUAUCAGUUUCUUAAUGAGGAGUUGGUCGGUUUCUGGAUAUCACAGGGAUUUGUAAAGUGCAACGGCUCUAGUCAGAGAUUGGAGGAUAUAGGGCGGGGAUAUCUGAUUGAUUUGGUUAACCUGGGCUUCUUUGAAGAAGCUAAAAGAGAAGAACCAUAUCUAGGCAGUCAAGUUAUGUAUGCCAUAUGCGGUCUCAUGCAUGAUUUUGCGAUGAUGGUUUCAAGGACUGACAGUGCAAGUAUAGAUGGUCGACCCUACAAAAAAAUGCCUCGAACUCUACGACAUUUGUCAAUAGUAAAUGGAUCUGCAUACCAGAAAGAUCAGCAUGGGAACAUUUAUCGUGAUGAGAAGUUUGAAGAAAAUCUGAAAAAUGCAAUUACAUCAGUUAGUGAACUGAGGACAUUAGUGUUACUUGGGCACUAUGACUUUUCCUUCUUACUAUUAUUCCAAUAUAUAUUCCAAAAGGCGCAUAACUUACGUGUGCUACAAAUGUCUGCAGCAUCUGCUGAUUUUCUCAAACAUGGGAUUGAGGAGGUGGAUGGGUCUUUCCCUCAAAUUUUGAGCAAAUUGUACCAUCUCCAAGUAUUAGACGUCGGUUCAUACAAUGAUCGUACUAUGCCUGGUUGUAUUGAUAAUCUUGUUAGCCUGCGGCAUCUUGUUGUACACAAGGGAGUGUACUCUUCCAUUGCAACCAUUGAUAAUAUGCUAUCAUUUCAGGAACAACAUGGUUUCAAGUUUCAUAUUUCUAGUGGCUUUGAGAUAACACAACUCCAAUCCACUGAACAUUGGAUGCAUGUUAAUACUCUGGAAGAUGUUUAUGAGGCAGGACUGGUAAACAAUGAACUCUCAGAAAAGUUGCACUUGUCCUGGAAGGAUUCUCCUGCGGACAUGGUCAUGGAGGUUGAGGGUUGGGAACCACAUUGGGACUUAAGGAUUCUCGAGAUAUCUGGGUAUAAUUUUGCUUGGACAAUUAUGGUUGACAACAUUAUCUUGGUUACCUCCUCCCAGACGGUUCACAUAUGCGAUUGCAUUGAAUGGAAAAUACUUCCAUCUUUGGAAAGGUUUCGGUUUUUGACAAAGCUGGAGUUGAGAAACCUGCCGAAAGUAGUAGAAAUACUGGUUCCUUCACUGGAGGAGCUAGCUUUAGUUAAAAUGCCAAAGUUGGAGAAAUGUUCAUGCACUUCCGUGGAAGGUAUGAGCUCUAGACUAAGAGCACUGCAGAUCAAGGAUUGUCAAUCACUGAAGAAGUUUGAUCUGUUUGAGAACAACGAUAAAUUUGAAACCGGGCAGAGGUCAUGGGCUCCUAGUCUUAGGGAACUAAGUCUGGAGAAUUGCCCCCAUUUGAAAGUGUUGAAGCCUCUUCCACGCUCAAUCAUGUGUUCUGGGUUACUCAUCCGUGGAGUUUCAACACUUCCGUACAUGAAGGGAUCAUCUGAUAAAAAGUUAUGCAUUGGGUAUGAGGAUGAGGAUGACUACUAUGGUCUUGACGAAUCUUCCGAUGAGUUGAAGAUACUGGAUGACAAAAUGUUUAUGUUCCAUAAUCUGAAAAACCUCAAAUCGAUGGUUAUAUAUGGUUGCCGGAAUCUAAGUUCCAUUUCGUUAAAAGGUUUUAGUUACCUUGUCUCUUUAACGAGCUUGAAAAUAAGAAAUUGUGAAAAACUUUUUGCUUCAAAUGAGAUGCCAGAGCAUACCCUCGAAGAUGUGACACUUGUGAAUUGCAAGGCUUUCCCAUCUCUCGAAUGUCUCAGUAUUGAUUCAUGUGGUAUAGUGGGGAAGUGGCUAUCUUUGAUGCUGCAACAUGCGCCAUGCCUAGAGGAAUUGUAUUUGUCUUCCCAAGAGGAAGAAAAUUCAGAAGAGGGAGAAAAUUCAGAAGAGGAAGAAAACAGUAUAUCAAAUCUUAGCUCAACCAAGGAGGGCACAUCAUCCGGAAAUCCAGAUGACGGAUUAGCUCUAGACCGACUGUUGAGUAUCCCACUAAAUCUCAUCUCCAUUCUAAAGAGGAUAACUAUUGAGAGGUGCGCUCAUCUAACAUUUAACUGGGGCAAGGAAGGCAUCUCAGGAUUUACCUCCCUUGAGAAGCUAAUCAUUUUAGACCGCCCUGACCUGCUCUCGUCCUUGGUGCAUACAGAAGGAGGAUGGCUACUCCCGAACUCACUUGGCCAACUUGAAAUCGAUGGCCAUUCCCAAGUAACGCUGCAACCCUGCUUUCCUAGCGAUAUCACUAGCCUUAAAAAGUUAGAGGUACAUCGCAGCCCAGGUUUGCAAUCUCUACAGCUGCACUCAUGCACGGCACUGGAAGAAUUGGUAAUUAGAUACUGUGGAUCGCUCACUGCACUGCAGGGUCUGCAAUUCCUUGGCAGCCUCAGGCAUUUGACAGUAUUCAAGUGCCCUGGCUUGCCACCAUUUCUGGAGAGCUUUUCAAGGCAGGGCUAUACGCUGUUACCUCGGCUGGAAAGCCUUUGCAUCGAUGACCCAUCUGUCCUUACCACGUCAUUCUGCAGGCACCUCACCUCCCUGCAACACCUAUAUCUUUUUUUCUUGAAAGUGACGAGACUAACAGAUGAGCAAGAGCAAGCGUGUGUGCUCCUCAAGUCCCUGCAAAAGCUCCAAUUUCAGUAUUGUUCCGAUCUCGUAGAUAUUCCUGCAGGGCUGCACAACCUUCCAUCCCUGAAGAGUUUGAAGGUAGAUGGGUCUAGGGGCAUCUCAAGGCUGCCGGAAACAGGCCUCCCACUCUCACUGGAAGAACUGGAAAUUUGUUGUUGCAGCAGGGAGCUAGCUGAUCAAUGCAGAAUGCUACCACGGGGCAAGCUAAAAGUUAAAAUUGAUUUGUGUUUUUGA
Triticum turgidum subsp. durum (durum wheat) is the source of this 3798-nucleotide messenger RNA. The record is from the annotation of a GenBank genome assembly. Lineage: Eukaryota; Viridiplantae; Streptophyta; Magnoliopsida; Poales; Poaceae.